Molecule: messenger RNA, 2559 nt
Organism: Alternaria atra
Lineage: Eukaryota; Fungi; Ascomycota; Dothideomycetes; Pleosporales; Pleosporaceae
Exons: 7
Coding region: 1-2559 (852 amino acids)
Source: RefSeq, a predicted model, not a curated record
AUGUUCGCGACAGACUUACCACUGGACAGAGAGGCGGAAUCCGUUGGAGCGCGGAGGGAACGAAAGACCAAAGAGCGAUCCGUUAGGUCAAAUUCCAUCAACACUUCACGAACGUCCAUCAGUUCGACAAACUCCGGCUCCACCGACCGUGAGCUAUGGUGGUCGUCGGGCCUGAAGAAGGCGAAGAGCAUGAAGCCAAAGAUACUACGGCCAUCGAAUGGAUGGACUGCAAACUCACAAAGAACAGCCAUUACAGUGACAACUGAGGUAGACCUGACCCACACGCACAGUCUUAAGGAUCCUGAGCUGCAACCUGGCUGGACGUACACAGGUUCUCUUUCUGCGACACUUCCAUCCGGAGAUCCUCUGCAUCCGCGUCAAGAUGAAGUACCAGAGCUGGAAGGUGAUAUUUCAUCUCGAAACACAGGUUCCACCAGGUCGCGCAUCUCGCAUGACCGACAGCGCGAGGUGAGAACUCCUACCAUAGUCGAUAACAGCGAUGAUGCAACGCAAGCAAGCCGCAUCAGUCCCAGCUCUUUCGUGACGAGCAGAACUCGUGCCAGCUCUGCGACCCCUGAAAAUGAGUAUGCUAUACCAAUGUCAAUGCCAGAAGCAAAGAGGGUUGACAGUGCAUGGCCACAGCCCAUUGAGACUGAAGCAAGUCUCAAAUUCGAAGCAUUGGAGCUGCAUGAUAGCUUCCAAGAGGAGAAAACACAGGAAGACGCAAGGCAUGUUUCGAAAGUGAACAGUGGUGCGAAUUUGGAAGUCCCCUGCAAGCCUCUCUCGCAAUGGCAGUGUCUCACCCCAAGAGGGGUACCUUCGGAGAUGCAGUUACAGUCGCGUCCGACUCUUAAGAAAGCCGCAGUCGCCCGCAGUACGUCACCGGAGCUUACUCGAUUCCAGCGCUUCAUACGCAGAAUGGAGGGUGCCGGGCCCAAGGUCAUCCUGGACCGACUGAAGGAAGAUUGGCAAUGGAGUACAUGUGGUGGUGUCGACGAGGAGUUGGUCCUUGAGAAACAACUAUGGCUGUUGACGGGUUUCCAAAUGCUGAAUCUGGGUCUGGAACGGACCUUGCCGCAGCCCGAAUGCAACACCGGGAAGAUCCUUGAAUUGUAUGGAAAUCUCUCUGAGGUAUACCAACUGUCGGCUAUGCAUCCGUCCCAAACAGUGCAUUUCCUCACCAUCAAACCCCCCCGUCCUGUUCAGCUACCGGGCAAUGUAUCGUACCUGACGGUACGAAAGCUUGGUGCCGUUCCACUGCCUUACCCAGAAGACUACUUCUCGCAUAUAAGAGCAUCGACGUUGCCAUCACUGGUACCAUCCGCCAGAUUACCAGAACUAUUCAGCGAAUGUCACAAGCUGCUCGCUCCCGGUGGCUUCUUAGAAAUCAGGAUCAUGGACGCCGCCCCUGUACGCAAGACCACCGGCCCGUUAAUGCGAACUUGGAUCGAGGAUAGACUCUCCGUUAACCUAGAGCGAGACUUCAGAUGCUCGAAGCCAUGUUCGUUAGUCCCCAGUUGGCUAACAGCUGCCGGGUUUGAGAUGCUCGUUCAAGAGAACGAUCAGAACAUGAUGCUACCGUGCGCUCUCGAUUCGGAUGCAGCCAACGUAAACGAAGAGCUUUCGAUGAUCAUCGGCCGAGCUUUCUGGAAGGACAUUUGGGGCAGCUUUGUAGACGACGCUCAAGACGAACCGAAGUGGUGGUGGGAAGAUGAAGAGAUUGUUCAAGAAUCGGGACGGCUUCAGACCGAUCUACAUCCGAAUUACGGCCGCUGGAUAGCACCAGGAAACAUGUUCAGUUCACUAGGGACCAAGAUAGCCCUGCGGAAAGCCGGAUUGGGCAACGUCAAGCUCCCGAAAACCGAUGACUUGUUUGGCAAUGGGAACACGAAGAAGGGGAGCACCAGUGGCGCAGAUGGAGGAGAGACAGGCUUCGCCAACCCAUUCGCAAACGUACAAUGGGGUGUACCAAAAGCCCUACAAUCUUGGACGACGCCUCCACCGCCCACGAACCCAGUGCGCAAGCCACCAAAUAUCGGUGAUCGAGCACAAACACAUACGAAGUUGCAAUUCCCAACAUCCGAUGGACGGCCGACUAUACUACUGUUUCUGAGGUUUUGCGGGUGUCCUUUCACAGAGAAACUCUUCCUGGCGCUCCGAACCCUCGCAAACCGCCAUACUUCCAUCCAUUUCGUCGCAAUCUCCCACUGCACACCUGCUGCAACCACAGAAUGGCUUAAGAAACUCGGUGGAGCCUGGAACGUAGACGUGGUAGUAGACCAAAACCGGGAACUAUACGCCCUAUGGGGUUUAGGCAUAGCCACUUGGGGCCAUGUCCUGCAUCCUAGGAAUGGGUACAAUCAGGUCAUGCUCCGGAAGAACGAGGGUGUUUGGGGACAGCAGGUUGGAGAAGGCGCAUGUAGAUGGCAGGUUGGCGGGGCAUAUGCGGUGGAUGGAAGGGGUGUUGUCACAUGGGGCUCACCGAUGCAAUCAGUAGAUGAGGCGAUACCAUUCGAACACGGCGUGAUGUCACUUGGAUAUGGAGAGACGAGGAUAUAA